Saccostrea cuccullata (small rock oyster) is the source of this 3486-nucleotide messenger RNA. RefSeq names its product E3 ubiquitin-protein ligase RNF8-like. The record is from RefSeq and is a predicted model, not a curated record. The transcript has 8 exons. Bases 106 to 1947 code for a protein of 613 amino acids. NCBI's taxonomy places the organism in Eukaryota, Metazoa, Mollusca, Bivalvia, Ostreida, Ostreidae. Gene Ontology annotation, cellular component: cytosol; site of double-strand break; nucleus. Gene Ontology annotation, molecular function: histone binding; ubiquitin protein ligase activity; zinc ion binding. Gene Ontology annotation, biological process: double-strand break repair; protein K48-linked ubiquitination; ubiquitin-dependent protein catabolic process.
AUAAACUAGCAUUGUCUAAAUACACAAAAAAUGAUGACGUUUUUUUCAUAACACCAAGAGCGGGGAUAUUGGAUUUCAUUCUUUUUUUUUUCAAGAAAACGUCAAAUGACACAAGAGGGAUUUACAAUUGGACUCAUUCGAGUUGGCGAUAAUGUUAAAAAGUAUAAGCUGAUUGAUUUUCGCGGAAAAGACGAGAUAACAGUAGGAAGAUCACAGGAUGCCACAGUUUGCAUCUUGUCCCCCAUGAUCUCGAGAUGCCAUGCUGUGUUUAAAAAAGAUGGAGAUACUUGGAGCAUUAAAGAUAAUAAGAGUCUUAAUGGAGUAUUUAUAAAUGGAAAGCAACUAGAACCACACAAGUCCCAUACUUUACAAGAGGAUGACAAAGUUCAGUUUGGAGUUCCAAAGGCUGGUGAGAAAGCAGCUGAGUUCAUCUUCAAGUUUCAUUACAAGAUUAAAGUUAAACGAGUAAGACCAAAAAGUUCUGAUGAACCAGACUGCUCUAACAACAACCAGUUUGAUAAAGACCGAAAUCCACUAAAACGACUAAAACUGAACUCUGCUGAAAAUGAUUUGGAUGACAAACCUUCAUGCUCCAAGGAAAAUAUUCAGAAAAAGCAGCUUCCAUUUGAUGAUUAUAAGGAGAAGCUGAACAAGCAGAAGCAAGAAGCAGAUUCCAAGUUAAAGGAAUUUGAAACUAAACUUGCAGAGAUGCAAAAAAUGCUGAAAGAAAAGGAAGAAAAACAUGAGGAGAUGAAGAGGCAGUUAGAGGCGGAGAAACAGGAGCGAGAAAACCAAACACUGCAGAUGAAGGAGAAACUAAAGGAGAAGGAGGAUGAGAUGGAACACCAGACCAGUGAAAUGAGAGAAAGAUUAAAAGAAAAAGAGCAGGAAUUAGCAGCAGAACUACAGAAACGAGAGGAGGAUGAAAAGAAAAUGAAGGAGGAAUUAGAAAACCAGCUGAUGAGCAAAGAGGCAGAACUUCUUGAACAGCUUCAGACACAAAAAGAGGGGCUUAUCAUAGAGAAACAGAAAGUGGAAGAGAAUUUACAAAAAGCCAUGGAGAAAGCACUGGAGGAGAAAAACCGGGAACUGGAAGAACAACUUCAUAAAGAAAAGGAGAGACUAGAGAAGGUAAUUACACAGAAGGAAACAGAACAAAAAAUGUUGGAAGCCCAGCUGCAGGCAACAAAACAAGAGAAUGACCAUCAGUCAGAUGCCAUACUUCAAGCUCGACAGGACAUACUGACUAAUUUUUCGGACUUGAUGGAAACAGAGCUACAAUGCAGCAUCUGUAAUGAAUUAUUUAUACAGGCAACAUCUUUGAAUUGUUCUCACUCUUUCUGUGCAUUGUGUAUUGCUGAGUGGAUGAAGGUGAAAAGAGAAUGUCCAAUCUGCAGAACACCAGUCACCUCACAAAUGAAGUCCAUCGCUCUGGAUAACUAUAUAGACACCAUGGUGGAGCAUCUCAGUGAAGAGUUAAAAACAAGGAGGAAACAGCUUGUCACUUCCAGAAAAGAGGAACAGGAAAAUAUUGAAAGGCAAAAGCAAGAGGCAGCAAGAGCCAACAACAGAACAAAUAACAGGGGAGCCAGAGGUGGGCGGGGAAGGAGGAGGGGUCAAGGUAGAGGUGGGAGGGGCCAACGUCAAGCCCAGAACACCACUGAAAACAGAGCAGGACAUCGGCCAAUCAUAAUAGAGAGUGAUGAUGAGACAGAUGGAGGGCCUGUGGAGGUUGGUUUAGUGGAAGAGGAAGUGGUGGGGGAGGAAGCUGAGGAGUUAAGUGACAGUGACGAUGUCAGUAGCAGUGACAGUAACGCCCAUUUCUACAGCGACCCCUCAGACAGUGAUUCAAUAGAGGGAGAGGAUGGGGUUUAUUAUGGAGGAUAUGGUCAUUGCUAUGUUUGUGGUCACAGGGGCCACUGGGCCAAUGGAUGCCCGUUUCGGUAGACAAGUUUUGGUAGACAGAAUUCCUGCCGACAAAUAGUCACCCCAUGUGUUCUCUGAUGUUUUAAUUUGCUCUUUAUAGCAUGGAAUAUUAACUUUUAAAAGUGUUUUACUUUGUCAAUUUGAGAUUUUACAGUAGUUCUGGCUGGGCUGUCAUUGAUGGAUUAAGUAUCCAUAUAUCAAUUUGAAAUUUGUCAAUAUAUAUUGAUAUCAUAAAUGAAAACUAGUGCUUUAAGAAAUGUUUUUCAUCUUGUUUAAAAAAUCAGUUGUCUUUUGUUAGAAUGUACAUGUGAAUGCAUCAUGAGUAAGUUACUACAUGUAGAAUUGUUACAGCAUCUGAAAACCAUAUGUAACAAAACAACUGAUUAAUAUUAGCUGUCUGUUGCUUUAAAUGAGAAAUAUAUCACUGAAUUAGUACUGUAUACAGGGUUAUUUUCGCCCCGUGUUAUUUUCGCCCUUUCAGAUUCGAAAUUAAGUUUGCCCCAUUUUAAAUUCGCCCAGAAAUAUUUUUGUUUCAGAUAUUAUACUGUUUACUUUGAAUUCGUCCCGUUUUAAAUUCGCCCACUUUCGACGAGGGCGAACAGGGCGAAAAUUAAAUGGGGACGAAAAUUUCCCGGUAUACUGUAUUCAUUGUGUGGAUGUAUAAAAUAAUUGUUUUCUCUUGAAGAGUAAAGAUGUACGUUAUAAUUUUAUAAUGUGUCGUUUAUAAGAACUCUUGCUAGUGUGCCAGUAUUCAAUCUUCCUCAUAUUUUUUUGUCAGUUCUGUGUUACUUUUUUUAGUCAAUUUUUUUUUAAUUUCAUGACAGUAAUGCUCUUUUUCUGAUUAUUCAUUACUAAUGAAAGUUUUGUAAUUUUAAGUUUCACAGUUUUACUCAGGUAUGACCAAUAGCAAAAAUAAGACUGAUUUAAAAAUAAAGAUUUACAUGUUAUACAUGUACAUAUAGUAUUGAUAUUUUAAAGGGGCAUGGACACAGUUUCAGCUAAAAUUUCAAAACUUAUUUUUCCAUUUUUACAAAUAUUUAACUAAGGUCUUUCUAAUGAUCAUCAAAAAUUUGAACGCCAGUUGUCCAGAUACAAGACAGAUUUAGAGCUCCAAACAUUUGUUAUGUAAACAAGGCUAGUGUCAUGUUUUUGUUUACUCAGGUUAAUAUACUAAUAUAUGUUUGUUCAAAGUAGAUAACUUCAAAUAAAAGUUAAUUUUAAAUAUCAUUCUACAGCUACUAUUGAUUUGCUGAACUUCAUUUUGUUAAAAAUAUGAUAUUUUCUAUAUGUAAACAAAAACGGGCAUGAGCCUUGUUUACAUUAUGAAGAACUUUAAGUUCUGUAUCUUGUUUGUUAAUCAACAAUUGAUGUUCAAAUUUUUGCUAAUCAAUAGAUGAUGCCUUAGGUGGGAAUAGUAAACAUUAAAAUUGGUUUUAAAAAAUCAGUUGAAACUGUGUCCAGGCCCCUUUAAAAUCAAUAUUUUGUUUCAGUUGUUACAUUACUACACGUCAUCAAUGACAGUCCUGAUUAUUGGUACUUUAUUAAACUUAUUUGAAAUUC